This is a messenger RNA of Melitaea cinxia (Glanville fritillary), 912 nucleotides long. Its product is annotated as DNA-binding protein HEXBP-like. NCBI's taxonomy places the organism in Eukaryota, Metazoa, Arthropoda, Insecta, Lepidoptera, Nymphalidae. Gene Ontology annotation, molecular function: zinc ion binding; nucleic acid binding. Bases 40 to 597 code for a protein of 185 amino acids. The transcript has 2 exons. The record is from RefSeq and is a predicted model, not a curated record.
AAGGAAACUGCUUCAGAAGGUGCCUUAAGACUGUGGAACAUGAUCGAAAGUAUUCCAAAAACCGAGAUGCAGGAAGAAGUUAUAACUGGUUUCGUGAUUUCUGUGUUAAGUCAAAAGGACAGCUUGAUACGCCGAGAGUUAAAUGCUCAUGCUAUCACCACACGUGCUCAGCUAUUUAGAAUCCUCGGUGGAGUAUCGCUGAAACGACGCAUUGAAGGCCCUGAUGUUCAAGAAUCAGAUCCUAAGCGAGCCCGGUGGAGCGAAAAUACCAGAUUUCCCGGCAAAUGUCAUUGGUGUGGAUUACCUGGUCAUCGAGUAGCAGACUGUAAAAAAAAAAGAGAAGACUGUGGAUCCAGCAGAUCUGCGCAGCAAAAUGCUACAAGUUCCGCGCACGUACUAGAGAGGGGACAAACUACGUGCUACGCUUGUGGCAAAGCUGGUCACCUCGCGACAACCUGUCCUGACAGGAAGAGCGGUGCAGUUUCAAGAAAAGAGGUCAAUAUCUGCGAGCAACGACUGUCGAGGGGCAUUUUGAGGACGUCAUCUGGACCGCAAUUAGAAUCGCCCGGGGACGGUCGCAAGUCAGUCCGGCCGUGACGGCGCAUUCGAAAUGUCAUAUGUUUUAUUACGCCGGAACUAGAUUGACAAGCUGCAGUGCUGUCGUCUGGCGGAGCGUCGUAGCGUUGGUUAGCGCGGCCAUGUUGGCAGCUUUACUUUUGUUACCGCAUCGCAAGCGCACCACGUACCGAGUCGACGAAUCGCUUUUGUUCCGCGUAAUCUUUUGAUAUCCAUUGUUAAUUGUUACUGAUUGUUAUAGUGAAAGUGAUAAUUUAAAUUAUAGUGAACUGAUUUUAAAUUAAACCAUAACUCUAAUUAUUUUGUGUAUUAAAGUGAUUAAAGAUCGAACUUGAA